This is a messenger RNA of Bicyclus anynana (squinting bush brown), 2174 nucleotides long. RefSeq lists its product as uncharacterized. The coding region runs from base 1 to 1860 and encodes 619 amino acids. The record is from RefSeq and is a predicted model, not a curated record. The transcript has 2 exons. NCBI's taxonomy places the organism in Eukaryota, Metazoa, Arthropoda, Insecta, Lepidoptera, Nymphalidae.
AUGAAGACGGAUUCAAAGAGACAAUUACUACCCCAGGGGGGUACCGGAAACGGACAAUCCUCCGCUGUAGCGACACCGCCGGUCACUGGAUUACCGGACGGGGGUGUGGCUACAGUCCGCCCUGCGUAUUCUGGGGGGGGCGAGAACCCGCCUUGCGCAUUGCGCAACCAACGACUCGGCUAUGUAAAAAGGACAGAUGACCAAGCAAAAAACGAACCCACCACUAACCCAACUACCCUGACAGCACCCGACUUGCAACCAUGCCCGACCACAGCUAACAAGGACUCCGAUAUAACUAUGACUUCAGUCGCGAUGGCCGUCCCUCCACCAGAUAUAAAAUCCGCUUGGGCCAACGUAGAAUCCAAGCACAAGCGGAAAAAACCUAAAAGGAAGAGAAACAAGACGGACUUACAGACUGCAUCCCCUUCAGGCACACGCCUAAGCGGGCAGACGUCGAAGACAGAAAGGACUACAACAGUGACAGGCAAGGCCCAGACGGGGGGCUUGUACGGACAAAGCGGCGGGCAGUCUGCACAACAGCGGCUGCCCCCCGCGGAGACUGUCGUCCCACGCCCAGGCACAAGCCGCAGCACUGCUGUAGUCCAGAAAAUCUCCGGCGAAAACCUUCCGGCGGAGCCUGCCAAACCAACAUUGGACGCUACAUGCGCAAACACCUCUGGCCAACGUCAGCAACACCCCGUCGCACCCCGGUGCAACAAACACUGGAGAGGGCGGAGCGGUGGUGGGGCUGACGAGGACAGAAACCCCAACCCGUCAAAUAGCCAGCCCAGUCUUAAACGGGGCAGGCUAGAUGACUCCAUUUCACCAAGGGGCCAGACAAAAAGAACCAAGACAAUCGGACAGACCAGAACGAGGGAGAGUUACGCAGGCGCGACCCAACAACAUCUGAGUGUCGCAAUCACCCUCGUUCCUAGGGCUGACAUGACGCAGACAGAGGCGAUGACUCUGCAAGAGCAAAUCCAGGAGGAGGUUUUCGAGGCUUGCCUUAGAGAUCCAAUUCCUGGAGUUCCUCUAACCCAUGCACCCACCUUCUCAGGAAAAGCCUUCCUCAGUGAAGGCGUCCUGAAAAUGUGGUGUGAAGACGACCAAGCCCUUCAAUGGUUGAACGCGGUCUUACCAAGGCUGAAUUCGCGAAGGGAGGGCUUCGAAAUUAAAAUAAUAAACCAGCGCGAAAUCACGAAGAGGGUGAAAGGAGCACUAUACGUGCCCAACUACCGGGGAGAGAUCGGCAAACUUCACAGGAUCCUCCUACGGCAGAACCCGAAGUAUGAUAUCGGCAGCUGGACCCUACAUAAUUUCAAAAGGUCGACAGGGAGACUUCCAGGUGUGUUCCUAAUACUAGGAAUACCCCAGGAAAAGAUCGACACCAUUUUGGACAACGACAGGAGGGUAGCCUAUUCCACUGGGACGAUAUAUCUCAAGUUCUUUGUUGGCGAAGAACUUAGUGAUAUGCCGCCCAGUCAAGCUACCUCCACAAAACAGGACAAUACUGAGACAGACGCAGCCGCGAAGACAAUCACACAGACAGUUUGUGAAAAACUACCGGACUCUGUACAGGACGGACAUGACAGCGAUACGACGUGCCCUGGACCAAGUACCGCUCCCUCAACAAGUGGGAUGAAUUGGGAAGGAACGCGUCCCGAACCAAGCAUCACACCAUCAACAAGUGGGAUGCAAUGGGAAGAGACGCGCCCCGGACCAAGUAUCACACCCACUCUAGAGGGGUUGAAAUGGGAAAGGGCAUCAGGCACAGACGCAACUGAUUCAGACGACGACGACAUGGCGGACUCAGCUCCGCUGUAUACAUUACUGGAGAAAUGUGUCCCCCGGGACGCAUAAACUCCAUCAAUAUCCAUCUUCAGUAAUGUAGACAUAGUACAGGCCAACCUCCAGCAUAAGAUCCUUGCAACGGCUACUCUACGCAAACAACUGGAGGAGGGGGCCCAAACCAUAGUGCUGAUCCAAGAGCCGUGGGUCAGAGGAAACCGCAUAUGUGGUUUUGGCAACUGCAACGAGACAUAACAACAAUAAGAAUACAAAGUGGCAUAGGACAACAAACCGGUGCUAGGACAAGACCACUAGUCUUGGCAUCGUUAUAUCUACCCAUAGAAGAACAUAUACCACCAAAAGAGAUGACGGACCUCAUAAAAUAC